Molecule: messenger RNA, 762 nt
Organism: Histoplasma capsulatum G186AR
Lineage: Eukaryota; Fungi; Ascomycota; Eurotiomycetes; Onygenales; Ajellomycetaceae
Exons: 2
Coding region: 1-762 (253 amino acids)
Source: RefSeq, a predicted model, not a curated record
AUGGGAAACGGCCCCCAAAAUCCUAGGCCGGAUUCUGGUAGCCCAUACAAGAAGCCAUAUCCGGUCAUCAGACGACCUGGUAGCCGCGAUAUGUUUCGAAGAUCAGCCUUCGACUCUAACACCAAGGGAUCUAACGGCCACAGCAUUCCAGACGCUGAUUCUGAGCCUGAGCCCAAUCCACACGACAAGUCGAGCUGGAAUCAGUCUCCCGUUUAUCAUUCCCUGCGUAUUUCACGAUCCCCAGACGCUGGUAAAGCAUACACCACCAACAGCUAUCACAGCCAGCCAGCCUUAGUGUCCGUGAAUAAAUACGGUCGCCGGUACCGUGCUACGGAUUCUGGGUCGCCAAUCGAACAUUCGGAGGCAUUUAAAUCCAGUGGGAACUCACUAGCUAUAAAUCCUGAACAACAUCCAUAUCUAAAUGGUCGACUCUUCGAAGUAUACACAGAUCCAAACCCGGGCGCAGACACAACAAACAGAGAGGAAACUGUCAAUAUUUCUAACGCAGCAAACGAGUUCCCACCGGCCCCGGCACAGUCCAUUCACUGUAAUACGGAAGAGGAUCCCUACCACAGACUUAUCAAUGACAACAUGGAUAAAGAAGCUAACAAGGAGAACGCUCCCGCUGGAACUCCCAUACCACUCGAGGAGGGAGGGAAAGGACAAUUGCGCUGGAGCAACAAACACCGUCGACCACUGGAGGCAUUGAAUCUCUCUGAUUUCUACCCUAUCGAUGCAAGUAUCUGUCCAAACUCCUUAUGA